ACGAGUUUGCCCAGCGCAGCGAAGUGCAGCGCGCGCCCCGAGCGCCCUGUCCGCGGCUCGGAUUUUCCUGCGUUUCCUCUUCCUAGAUAGGGGGCGGGGAAGCCGCGCGUGAGUGUGGACGCGUGUGCGCGCGCGUGGAGUGCUGGAAUGGGAGGGAACCCAGCCGGCUCGGAGUGUUUUGAUCCGAGGCUGCCCUUUUGAUUCUGUGGCACCCCGAGUUCCCACCUCUCAAGCCUGCGCGACCGCUCUGUGCCUUCAGGCUCCCCCAGGAAUGGAGACGCCGUUGGAUGUGUUGUCCAGGGCAGCCUCUCUGGUGCAUGCUGACGAUGAGAAACGUGAAGCUUCUCUCAGGGGAGAAGCCAGAAUGCAGACCCUCCCGGUGGCUUCUGCCCUCAGCAAUCACCGCACAGGCCCACCCCCCAUCAGCCCCAGCAAGAGGAAAUUCAGCAUGGAACCUGGGGACAAGGACCUCGACUGUGAAAACGACCACAUCUCCAAGAUGAGCCGCAUCUUCAGCCCCCACCUGAAUAAGACCGUCAACGGAGACUGCCGCCGAGAUCCCCGGGAACGGAGCCGCAGUCCCAUUGAGCGGGCUGCAGCCCCAGCUGUGAGCUUGCAUGGUGGCCACCUGUAUGCAUCCCUCCCUGGCCUCAUGGAGCAGCCUCUUGCACUGACUAAGAACAGCAGUGACACCGGCAGGUCGGCUGUAGAGCGGCAGCAGAACCGGCCCUCCGUGAUCACCUGCGCAUCCGCAGGUGCCCGCAACUGCAACCUCUCUCACUGCCCCAUUGCGCACAGUGGCUGUUCUGCACCUGGGUCUGCCAGUUACCGAAGACCACCCAGUGCAACUGCCACCUGUGACCCUGUAGUGGAAGAGCACUUCCGUCGGAGCCUGGGCAAGAACUACAAGGAACCAGAGCCAGCACCCAACUCGGUGUCUAUCACUGGCUCUGUGGAUGACCACUUUGCCAAAGCACUAGGUGACACAUGGCUUCAGAUCAAAGCGGCCAAGGACAGCGCUUCCAGCAGCCCAGAGUCAGCCUCACGCCGGGGCCAGCCUGCCAGCCCCACUGCCCACAUGGUCAGCCAUAGUCACUCCCCCUCUGUGGUCUCCUGAAGGGGGCUCCACUCUUCAGCCACACAAGGAUCUGCAUGGUUUGCCUGAGCUUUCAACAGUCAGUGCUUAAAACAAACAAACAAACAAACAAAAAGCAAAAAAAAAAAAAAUAGAAAGGAAAAAAAUUUAG
Arvicola amphibius (Eurasian water vole) is the source of this 1247-nucleotide messenger RNA. It is a transcript of the gene Vgll4, whose product is annotated as vestigial like family member 4. The record is from RefSeq and is a predicted model, not a curated record. Lineage: Eukaryota; Metazoa; Chordata; Mammalia; Rodentia; Cricetidae. The coding region runs from base 272 to 1117 and encodes 281 amino acids. The transcript is spliced from 6 exons. Gene Ontology annotation, biological process: negative regulation of DNA-templated transcription. Gene Ontology annotation, molecular function: transcription coactivator binding.